This is a messenger RNA of Lotus japonicus, 1831 nucleotides long. RefSeq lists its product as uncharacterized. The record is from RefSeq and is a predicted model, not a curated record. The transcript is spliced from 7 exons. Bases 79 to 1704 code for a protein of 541 amino acids. NCBI's taxonomy places the organism in Eukaryota, Viridiplantae, Streptophyta, Magnoliopsida, Fabales, Fabaceae.
GUAUUUGUGUCGUGACUCGUGAGGUUAGAGGUAGAAUUAGAAAGAAGACAGUGACUGUGAGAGGAAGAAAGAGAGAAAAUGAGAUAUGCUGGAGGAAGAAGGAGGCGAGUACCACUGAAACCAUUACUUGUUUUCUGCGGCGUUUUCGUCACUGGUUUGGGGCUGUUGAUGCUGCAGCUCAAGUCCUUGGAUUUCGAGUUCCGAGCUUCCAACAAUGGCUCCAGCUCGAAAGACAUGGCGGCAGCUUCUUGGCGUGCGGCCGACACCACCGUCAAGAAGCCGUGCCUGACGGUGGAAGAGAUGGGGAAGGAUUUCAGAAGAGGUGUUGGGAAGGAAUCACUGAGAGUGAGAACGAUUAUUCAGAAACAUUUUGUUGCCAACGGUGCUUCAAGAGUCAGGGAUCUGCCCCCAGAGCAGUUCUGUAGUCAUGGCUUUGUUCUGGGGAAGACAUCCGAGGCAGGUUUUGGGAACGAAAUGUACAAGGUCUUAACUGCUGCAGCACUUAGUGUAAUGUUAAACCGGUCCUUGAUCAUUGGCCAAACCAGAGGAAAAUAUCCUUUUGGGGACUACAUUUCUUAUUCCAACUUUACCUUUACGAUGAAAGAAAUCAAGCAUCUGUGGAGAAGCAAUGGUUGUGAAAGCAAAUAUGGACGAAAACUGGUUAUUAGGACUGAUGAUUUUGAAAAACCAGUUGAAACAAAUGUUCUAUGUAGCAAUUGGAUUAAAUGGAAGCAACCUAUCAUAUGGUUUCAAGGAACUACUGAUUCUGUGGCGGCACAAUUUUUCUUAAAGAAUAUACACUCUCGGAUGAGGAUUGCUGCUCUUGAUUUAUUUGGUGAUCCACAAGUUUUAGGAUUACGACCAAACGUAUUUGGGGAGCUCAUGAGAGUUCUCAUAUCUCCAUCAGAAGAUGUUGAGGCUGCUGUCAAUUGGGUUAUUGGGGGUGGGAAGAUUCCUGACAUCUCAUUGCAUAUGCGGAUGCUUAUGAACAGGUCUGUAAGAGCUGUACAGGCAGCAUUGCAUUGCAUAAAAAAAGCCAUACGGAGUCAUCACCUAAUUUCAUCAAGACCAAGGGUGGUUCUUGUGUCAGAUACACCUUCUCUUGUUAAGAGUAUCAAGUCUAACAUAAGUGAAUUUGCGGAGGUUCUUCAUUUUGAUUAUGAAAAAUUCAGAGGAAGUAUAUUUAAAGGUUUGCAAAAUUCAAAUUUUAGAAGGAAGGAUUGGGGCACAGCACCUAGAUGGGUUGCUUUUGUUGACUUUUUUCUUGCAUCUCGUGCAAGAUAUGCUACCGUUUCUGGAGCACAUCGGCGUGUUGGGACUACCUAUGCUCAAUUAAUUGCUGCAUUGGCGGCAACAUACAAUCUGGGGGACAACUCGUCUAGUUCAGGGUUUUUGUUCUUGAGCAGUUUCCAGAGUAACUUGUUGAAAGAUGGCCUGAAGAAUCAGAUUGGUUGGGGACAUGUGUGGAACAGAUAUGGUGGACCUUUGAGUUGUCAUAACCAGGGAAAUCAAUGUGCCUUCACACCAGUUCUUCCUUCUGCUUGGUGGGAAGGUCUUUGGCAGUCUCCCAUACCAAGGGAUAUUAACCGUCUUGCCUCCUAUGGCAUUCGAUUAUCUGGUCUCGGCACAGUUGAUAACAAUUCACUUCAAAAUCACUGUAAGAAAAGGAAAAAUGUUGUAAGAACCAUUACACUCAAAUUGUAGUGUUUGGAAAUUGGAAGGCACGUUUCAUAAUAGUAGUAUUUUUGUAUAUAUCCGAUUCUUUGCUAGCUGUAUCUCCAAAACUUGUUGGAUAGACAUAAUAAUAGUAUUUUUGUAUAUAUAUGAUUCU